Talpa occidentalis (Iberian mole) is the source of this 1794-nucleotide messenger RNA. Its product is annotated as zinc finger protein 420-like. NCBI's taxonomy places the organism in Eukaryota, Metazoa, Chordata, Mammalia, Eulipotyphla, Talpidae. The record is from RefSeq and is a predicted model, not a curated record. Gene Ontology annotation, biological process: regulation of transcription by RNA polymerase II. Gene Ontology annotation, molecular function: DNA-binding transcription factor activity; RNA polymerase II cis-regulatory region sequence-specific DNA binding.
AAGGAAGAGGAAGAAAUGGCAAGUUCUCAGAGAAAACAAGGAUCAUAGGGCCUCCCUGGUGGUGCAAGGGGUUAAGCACUGCACUAUGAAGCAAAUCCGCAGCCUCUGCAUGAGUUUGAUCCCUGGCCGGCCAGGGAGCAACCCACAUGGCACAGCAGACCUCUCCAGACUCGCCCACUGCUCCCCUCAGCAGUGUAUUUCGGGACUAUUGACCUUGAGAGAUGUGUCCAUAGAAUUCUCCCAGGAGGAGUGGGAAUGCCUGGACCAGGCUCAGCGGGAAUUGUACAGGGAUGUGAUGUUGGAGAACUACAGGAACCUGGUGUCCUUGGGUGUUACUGUACAGCAGAGAACCUAUAAUGGAGAGAUGACUUACACAUGUGAAGUAUGUGACAAAACACUUAAGUUUUGCUCAAGCCAGAAGGAACAUCAAAUGAUGCAUUUUGGAGAGAAAUCAUACAAAUGUAAAGAGUGUGGGAAAGCCUUUGGAUGGUUCAUGCACCUGAAAAAAUAUCAGAAAGACUAUACUGGAGAGAAACUUUACAAGUGUAAAGAGUGUGAGAAAGCCUUUAUGAGGAGCUUAACUUUGAAGGAACAUCAGAGAACUCACUCUGGAGAGAAACCUUACAAGUGUAAUGAUUGUGACAAAGCCUUUGUGGGCUCCUCAAACCUGAAGCAACAUCAGGUCAUACACUCUGGAGAGACACCUUACAAAUAUGAAGAAUGUGACAAAGCCUUUAGGCGUUUCUCAGACCUUAAACAACAUCAGCUAAUCCACAAUGGAGAGAGACCUCACCAAUGUAAAGAAUGUGGCAAAACCUUUAAGAGGAGCUCAAACCUGAACCAACAUAAAAAAACCCACACCGGAGAGAAACCUUACAAAUGUAAUGAAUGUGACAAAACCUUUCUGUGUUCCUCAACCCUGGAGCAACAUCAGAGAAUGCACACUGGAGAGAAGCCUUACAGAUGUAGUGAAUCUAGUGGAGCCUUUUGGAGGUCAUCACACCUGAAGCAACAUCAGAUAAUUCACUCUGGAGAGACACCUUACAAAUGUGAAGUAUGCAAGAAAGCCUUUAGGGGGUUCUCAGAUCUGAAGCAACAUCAGAUGAUUCAUUCUGGAGAGAAACCUUACAAAUGUAAUUUGUGUGGCAAAGCCUUUAUCAGGUGCUCAACUCUGAAUAAACAUCAGAAAAUCCAUACCAGAGAGAAACCUUACAAAUGUGAUGAAUGUGACAAAGCCUUUCUGUGCAUGUCAAAGCUGGAGCAGCAUCACAGAAUGCAUACUAGAGAGAAACCUUGCAAAUGUGAAGAAUGUCACAAAGCCUUUAGGUGUUUCUCAGAUCUGAAGCAACAUCAGAGACUGCAUACUAGAGAGAAACCUUACAAAUGUAAAUUGUGUGACAAAGCAUUUAUGUGGUCUUCAGUCCUAGAGCAACAUCAGAGGAUGCAUACUGGAGAGAAACCUUACAAAUGUAAACUGUGUGGCAAAGCCUUUAAGAGGUGCUCAAAUCUGAAUCAACAUCAGAGAAUGCAUACUGGAGAAAAACCUUACAAAUGUAAAGAAUGUGACAAAGCCUUUAUAUGCUCCUCAAACCUGAAGCGACAUCAAAGUAGUCAUUCUGGAGACACACCGUACAAAUGUAAAGAAUGUGACAAAGCCUUUCUGUGGUCAUCAGAUCUGAAGAGACAUCAAGGUAUUACUCUGGAGAGACACCUUACAAAUGUGAAGAAUGUCACAAAGCCUUUAGGCGUUUCUCAGACCUGAACCAACAUCAGAGGAUGCAUACUGGAGAGAAA